AUAUAACUGCCGAUAAAUCCAUUUUUUUGCCUUAUUUUUAUUUGUUAAAUAGUACUUUCGCAUUCCAUUUUUGCAGAUUCUCACUAGAUUCUGCGUUUGUGCUGUGAUAGCGGUUGACCUCAAACCCCCACCACUCUUAUGUUUCUGUUCUUUCCUAUUCGUCUUCUGUGCUCAAACAAGACAAAAACAAACAUAAACACAGACAACAAAAUAGGGUAACUUCAUUAGAUGCAAAUGCUGAUCAAAACCAAGGGUCCCCUAGAUCUUGUUUGAUUUCACUCUCUCACCAUUGCUUUGGUAGUGGGGAGAUGAAACAUGGAGUCUAGUGAGAAUGAGAGGUUGUCGGUUAGAGAGGUUCAUGCAAAUGGAAGCCGUAUGAUUGCAACAGAAGUUGAGGCUAAGCUUGAUGAAGGAAAUAUUCAAGAGGCAGAAUCUGCAUUGCGAGAAGGGUUGUCACUCAAUUUUGAGGAAGCAAGGGCUCUUCUUGGGAAGUUGGAGUAUCAGAGAGGUAAUGUAGAAGGUGCUCUCCGUGUCUUUGAUGGGAUCGAUCUCCAUGCUGCUAUACAGCGGUUGCAAUCCUCCUUUGCUGAAAAAUCACCCGCCAAAAAAGGUCGUACUCGCACAGAAUCACCUUCUUCAGUCUCUCAGCAUGCUGCUAGUUUGGUGCUUGAAGCCAUCUACUUAAAAGCCAAGUCUCAACAAAAACUCGGGAAAUUUGCGGAUGCUGCUGAUGACUGUAAACGUAUUCUUGAUGCUGUUGAGAAGAUAUUUUAUCAGGGUAUACCUAAUUUUCAAGUGGACAAUAAAUUGCAAGAGAUAAUCAGCCAUUCAGUAGAGCUCCUUCCAGAGCUUUGGAAGCAAGGUGGUUGCUAUGACGAGGCAAUCUCGGCUUAUAGGCGUGCCCUUCUCAGUCAAUGGAACCUCGACAAUGAUUGUUGUUCAAGAAUUCAGAAAUCAUUUGCUGUUUUUCUUCUGUACAGUGGUGUGGAGGCAAGUCCGCCUAGUUUAUCAGUUCAGAUUGACGGUUCUUAUGUUCCUAAAAAUAAUCUCGAAGAGGCGAUUCUGCUUCUAAUGAUUCUUAUAAGAAAGUUUUCUGCUGGUAAGAUAAAAUGGGACCCUUCAAUUAUGGAACACCUAACUUUUGCACUUUCUGUAUGUAGCCAAACUUCUGUUUUAGCAAAGGAAUUUGAAGACUUGAUGCCUGGGGUAUACCAUCGUAUCGAUCGUUGGAAUACUUUAGCUUUAUGUCAUUGUGCAACCGGACAAAAUGUCAGUGCUUUGAAUCUGCUAAGGAAGUCAUUGCACAAACAUGAACGACCAGAUGACCUUACAUUGUUAUUAUUAGCUGCUAAGAUCUGCAGUGAAGAUCCUUAUCUUGCUGGCGAGGGAGUCGGCCAUGCACAGAGAGCAAUCAGUAAUGCACAUGGUCCAAAUGAGCAUUUAAAAGGUGUUGCUCUACGGAUGUUGGGACUUUGUCUCGGAAAGCAAGCUAAGGUUGCUUCCUCUGACAUUGAGAGGUCUCGCCUUCAAUCCAAAGCUUUGGAGUCGUUAGAGGAGGCAACUAGAUUGGAGAAAAACAAUUCUGGUCUGAUUUUUGAGUUGGCGGUUCAAUAUGCCGAGCAUCGAAAUUUGACCGCUGCUUUGCGUUCCGCGCGGCAUUUCUUCAAUGAAACUGGUGGCUCUAUAGUGAAAGCUUGGAUAUUGCUUGCUCUGAUUUUGUCUGCACAACAAAGAUUUGCGGAAGCUGAAGUGGUGACAGAUGCUGCUUUAGAGCAGAUUGUGAGAUGGGAGCAGGGGCCUCUGCUUAAGCUUAAAGCAAAGCUGAAAAUCUCCCAAUCAAAAGCCAUGGAUGCUAUUGAAACUUAUCGCUACCUUCUUGCAUUGGUUCAAGCCCAGAAGAAAUCCUUUGGGUCUUUCCGAGUUAGUUCGAAGGUUGAAGAUGAUAAAGUUAAUGAAUUCGAUAUUUGGCAUGGUCUCGCAAAUUUAUAUGCCAGCCUUUCUCAUUGGAAGGAUGCUGAAAUCUGUUUGCAAAAGGCCAGGGAGUUGAAGCGGUACUCUGCAGCUAUUUUGCGCACUGAAAGUAUUUUGUUUGAAGGACGCGGACAAAACCAAGAAGCUCUCAAUACUACUAUUAAUGCUAUACUACUUGAACCAAACCAUGUUCCAAGCAAAAUCUUAAUGAGUGCUUUGAUUCAGAAAAUGGGUUCAAAGGCUUUGGCUGCUGCAAGAAGCAUGCUAUCUGAUGCGCUUAGAAUAGAACCGACCAACCGGAUGGCUUGGUAUUCCUUGGGAUUGGUUCACAAGAAUGAUGGCCGAAUGCUUGACGCUGCGGACUGCUUCCAGGCAGCUUCCAUGCUGGAAGAGUUUGAUCCCAUCGAAAGUUUCAGCACUGUACUUUGAAUAUUUCGAUUUUGGAAUGGUUAACUCUGCAGCCUUCAGUGAGAUUGAUACCGUUAUGAUUUUUGGUUAUGCAUCAUUUGGGUUCAAUGGGACAAAAUAGAAACAGAUUUAGGAAUUGUUUUGCUUUUUUUGGAAACAAAAAAAUUUGUCAUCACAAACUAUAGACUCAAAGAAAAAGAAUUGAAAACAUUAUUUACGAAAUAAGGUGAGAUUGAAUGAGUUGUAAAUUUGUAAUGAACUUCGACCGGAAGAGAUUUUGAUGUAGUUCAAUAGCUGUUCAGCUUUGUAAAAAUGUAUGUCGCUUAAUGCGGUAUCUAUGUUGCAAGGAAAAAUGUAUUUGAGGUGAGUUGAAUUAUAAUGUAAGAUGUGGUGCUGUUAUUGUAAAUUCAUGUUAUUUGUCUUGAA
Molecule: messenger RNA, 2805 nt
Organism: Trifolium pratense (red clover)
Lineage: Eukaryota; Viridiplantae; Streptophyta; Magnoliopsida; Fabales; Fabaceae
Product: protein NPG1-like
Exons: 6
Coding region: 316-2400 (694 amino acids)
Molecular function (GO): protein binding
Source: RefSeq, a predicted model, not a curated record